AUGAACAACAACGAGAAGGAGAAGACGGCGGAGAGCGGAGACGAGUUGAAGUCUGACGGGUUGCCGAGGCUGACCCACGGAUGUGAGGAUCUUGCCCGCGUCCUUUCGAGCGAAGACAGAAGAAGACAGUGGUACGACGCAGAUGCCAACGCGCAGAUGGACGACACUCAGGGGAGGCACGACGAAGUCGACGUGAACAUGGCGUUCAACGUGAAGAAGGUGAAUCAGUUCUAG
Molecule: messenger RNA, 234 nt
Organism: Phytophthora infestans T30-4
Lineage: Eukaryota; Oomycota; Peronosporomycetes; Peronosporales; Peronosporaceae
Exons: 1
Coding region: 1-234 (77 amino acids)
Source: RefSeq, a predicted model, not a curated record